AUGCCUUUUAAUGCUAUUUGUAGGCUUUGGAAUAAAUUACCUUCAGAGAUUAAAACUUCUUCGACUCCAGGUAAAUUUAGAAGAAGUACUGCGGAGCUGAUGCAUUUUGACCUGAAUUCCACUGAUGAGCGUGUUUCUCCGAUUCCCGUCCGCCCUCCACCAGCCGAUUCCCGUCCGCCCUCCACCAGCCGAUUCCCGUCCGCCCUCCACCACCCGAUUCCCGUCCGCCCUCCACCAGCCGAUUCCCACCCUCCCUCCACCAGCCGAUUCCCGUCCGCCCUCCACCAGCCGAUUCCCGUCCGCCCUCCACCAGCCGAUUCCCGUCCGCCCUCCACCAGCCGAUUCCCACCCUCCCUCCACCAGCCCAUUCCCGUCCGCCCUCCACCAGCCGAUUCCCGUCCGCCCUCCACCAGCCCAUUCCCAUCCUCCCUCCACCAGCCGAUUCCUGUCCGCCCUCCACCAUCCGAUUCCCGUCCGCCCUCCACCAGCCGAUUCCCGUCCGCCCUCCACCAGCCGAUUCCCGUCCGCCCUCCACCAGCCGAUUCCCGUCCGCCCUCCACCAGCCGAUUCCCGUCCGCCCUCCACCAGCCGAUUCCCGUCCGCCCUCCACCAGCCGAUUCCCGUCCGCCCUCCACCAGCCGAUUCCCGUCCUCCCUCCACCAGCCGAUUCCCACCCUCCACAGCCCAUUCCCGUCCGCCCCCUCCACCAGCCGAUUCCCGUCCGCCCUCCACCAGCCGAUUCCCGUCCGCCCUCCACCAGCCGAUUCCCGUCCUCCCUCCACCAGCCGAUUCCCGUCCGCCCUCCACCAGCCCAUUCCCGUCGCCUCCCCAGCCGAUUCCCCUCCGCCCUCCACCAGCCGAUUCCCGUCCGCCCUCCACCAGCCGUCCGCCCUCCACCAGCCCAUUCCCGUCCGCCUUCCACCAGCCGAUUCCCGCCCGCCCUCCACCAGCCGAUUCCCGUCCGCCCUCCACCAGCCGAUUCCCGUCCUCCCCCCACCAGCCCAUUCCCGUCCUCCCUCCACCAGCCCAUUCCCGCCGCCCUCCACCAGCCGAUUCCCGUCCGCCCCACCAGCCGAUUCCCGUCCGCCCUCCACCAGCCGAUUCCCGGCCGCCCUCCACCAGCCGAUUCCCGUCCGCCCUCCACCAGCCGAUUCCCGUCCGCCGGCCACCAGCCGAUUCCCGAAAGACGGCUUCGCGGCGCCUCCUCUCCCCCGGCUUCGCUCCUCCGCCUCGGCCUCGAAAGCGGCUCAGGCGACGCCGACUCCCGGGAGCUGCAGGCGGAGCCGCGCGCCGGGGCUGCAACAUGCAAUUAGGCCAACUUCUUGCCCGCUGCACCUCUGCAAUUAUAUUAUCAUGCCGCAGAAAGUUGAAUGGAAUAUCAAGUUUUCGUUUAUUGAUAUGAUAAUGGAAACUGAUGCUAAAAUCAGGAGCACAGUUUUAUUACAUCAAAAUUCAUAUAUGAUCAAAGAUACCCGCAGAUUGUCUGUGUAG
Messenger RNA from Penaeus monodon (black tiger shrimp), 1491 nucleotides. RefSeq names its product extensin-like. The record is from RefSeq and is a predicted model, not a curated record. NCBI's taxonomy places the organism in Eukaryota, Metazoa, Arthropoda, Malacostraca, Decapoda, Penaeidae. The coding region runs from base 1 to 1491 and encodes 496 amino acids. The transcript is spliced from 5 exons.